This is a messenger RNA of Verticillium nonalfalfae, 2319 nucleotides long. It is a transcript of the gene TFC1, whose product is annotated as tau 95 subunit of transcription factor TFIIIC. Gene Ontology annotation, cellular component: transcription factor TFIIIC complex. The transcript is spliced from 2 exons. Bases 1 to 2319 code for a protein of 772 amino acids. The record is from RefSeq and is a predicted model, not a curated record. Gene Ontology annotation, biological process: transcription initiation at RNA polymerase III promoter. NCBI's taxonomy places the organism in Eukaryota, Fungi, Ascomycota, Sordariomycetes, Glomerellales, Plectosphaerellaceae.
AUGCAGAAUCCCAACGACGCCGCAUAUCGGCCGGCCGACCAUUUGCGAAAGGGUGCCAUGGAGCACGCCUUGGCGAAAGCAGCAGCGAGGUCGGAAAAUAUUCUCGGCUCAUCUGAAUCGGAAUCCACGUCAAGCUCAGAGAGCGACAUCUUUGAUGACGAAGCGCGCAGGCACCCGAUUCCCAAGCGUGUCCUAUCAGCAGUCGAAGUGCCCAUGAUUGUCAUGAAUCUGGACCGGGCUGAAAAGGCGUUUGGAAGAAUCACCAGUUUCCAGAACGUGCUUGACUUGGAUCGCCUGAGCAUCCCCUUCUAUCUCAACCCGGAGAGUCCUUUCAGGAGACCUGUCAUGUCGCAUAACGCCGCUACACACAACGUUGUGCUCAAGAUCACUGUUCCCAAAAGGACAGGGAGGAAACGUAAGAAAGGCUCAAGCGGCCCCUUCGAGGGCGAGUCGAACGCGAUGGAGCCUGGGGCUGUGGAUGCACCCUCGUCCUACGUAUGCUCCAAGGCACGAGAAGAUAAUCCAAGAGUCUUACGGCGGAAGCUACAAGACAACAUCGACGACUAUCGUGUUGAGCCGGUUGGCCUUGUGAAGGGCACGCACCGAUUUCGAGGCCCAGCUGACUUUCAAUGGAACAUGGACGAGUCGCCUUUUAUCAAGAGAUUCCAAGAGGGCGUCAUGUCUGGCGACCUCAACAAGAUGCGAGAGUUCAAAUUCAACGAGGGAACAGACCUGGGUCCGAAUGUUGAGCUCAUCCCACCUCCACAAUGGGCUACAACCGCCCUGCCGUUCAAUUAUACGUACGAGCAGAAUCCAUACGUGCGUCCCGAGAUGGACCCUAGUGGCAAGCAAACACUGGUCAACACACAAAUGCCUGUCUUGGUCGGCUAUUUCCUCAGUGCCGACCAGUACCCCGUGCCAACGGGCCCGCAGUUCGAGUAUGAUGGCGGUGACCCUGAGGUCGAGAUGUGCAUCACUCUCUCCAAGGAGCUUAUGGAGGACAGGCCGAUAUGGACCCGAAGAUCGCUCCUGAACGCCCUCGGGACCAAGGUUCGUAACGCACACAUCGUCAAGCGCUGUGCGGGCUUUGCAGGAUAUCAGUUUCGGGGUGGGCCGUUCCGUGAUUCCAUCAUCAAGUACGGCGUCGAUCCUCGGUCUGAUCCAAGCUUCCGCAAAUACCAAACUGUCAUCUUCAAUUUACGCAAGCUGCAGCCGGGAUAUGCCGGCGAGACGUGGCAAGGCCUUCGCAGUAUCCGCACCGAAGCCCGACAGCAGAUGGGCGACAAUUUUAACAGCCACGUCUUUGACGGCAAAUCGUUUUGGUCCGAUGGCAAGAUCUGGCAGGUCUGUGACAUCACCGACCCAGUCAUUGCACGGAUCGUAAACGAGUCGCCCGUGCGACCCGAGUGUAGCAUCUUAACGAGCGGGUGGUUCCACGGAGCCACGUGGGCGAAACUUAAAGCUGUUAUGAAGACAAAGAUGAUGGCAGUUCAAUUUGGGCGCAAGUUCCCUGAUGAGGCGUUCGAUGCAGUGUUUGAGGUGCGGGACACCACGCCCCCGCCUAACUCGUCAGCCGUGCGGAUCCCUGUCCCUGAUCUGAAGCUCACAGACGACGAAAUGCGCGAGAUUUACGGUCGAAACUGGAAGCAACCCAAGAAAAAGAAGACGCACGGUUUUGACUAUCGCGUGCCUGGGCAGAACAAGCGCGGGCCGCGGCUCAAAAGCGUGGCAGAAGUCGAUGGCGAAGACGACGAGCCGCUCGAAGGAGGCAGCGGGCCGAAUAGAUACCAUUCCGCACAUGAGACGGCCCGCGCCCUAGCCAGCAGAGACGAGCAGACGUCAGAUCACAGCCAAGAUGAUCAUGUCAAAAUCGAUCCGAACCUGAGUGGCAUUUUGCAGGAGGACGGAGAACCAGACGAAGAUGAGGAAGAGGAAAGCAUCCUGGCGCAAUUGACAGGGUCGGCUGGCCAGAAUGAUGCGAGCAGAUCGCCGUAUGCCGACCGGAGCUUCUACGUUCCCAUGGAAGGCGAGGCCGAAGAGACGGGUAACGAGUAUGAUGACGAUGACGAUGAGGAGGAAGACGACGAAGAAGACGACGAUGACGAUUACGUGGCUUUCGGGGCUAAUCGCUUCGGCGGGCCAUCAAAACGACAAGCAGAUGCUCUCAGGGACACGGACGUUGAAAUGACAGCAGGGGGAUAUGACGAGGAUGAAGACGAGGACGAGGAUGUGGAAGGAGAGGAAGAGGCAGACGACGAUGAGGUCGAGGCUGAAGAGGUUACGGGAAGCGGCGUUGGACCCCGAGGGCCUGCCUUGUAA